AGCAUAGCCGGAAUGAAGGAAUGGCUUCAUCGUAUUGGUCACUCGACAGCUGACAUCGACCGCCUCAACGUCAUCCAUGUCGCCGGUACCAAGGGAAAAGGCAGCACCUGCGCCUUCAUCGAAUCAUUCCUCAGAGCUUACGGGAAACGAGCCGGCUUCCCACGCAAGACGGGCAUCUACACAUCGCCGCAUCUCAUAUAUCCUGAGGAGAGAAUCCGCCUCGAUUUCCAACCCAUUGACCAGAACCUUUUCGCAAGAUACUUCUUCGAGGUGUGGAAUGCACUGACUGGAAGUUCAGAAACCUUGCCACGUUACCUUCAGCUUCUCGCCCUGGUCUCUUUCCAUACCUUUAUCAGAGAGGGCGUUGAAGCAGCCAUCGUUGAGACUCAUCACGGAGGCGAGUACGACGCUACCAACGUCAUCGAGCACCCCAUCUUGUCCGUCAUCACUACACUCGGGAUGGACCAUGUGAAGCAGCUGGGGCCUACCAUUGAGGACAUUGCCUGGCACAAAGCAGGCAUCUUCAAAACCGGAUCCCCUGCACUCUCGUCUCUCCAAGAAGCUUCUGCGGCCGAGGUUCUUAGGAGUCGCUCAUCAGAGAAAGGGGUUAACCUUGAGUUUGUCGAGUUGAACUCGACUCUCCCGGAAGAUGCACCCCAACUGAGGCACUAUGUACAGCGUAUUAAUUGCUCUGUUGCACUGGCAGCUGCUGAUCGUUUUCUCCGGGAAAAGAACGCUGGACCAUUGUCAUCCUCGGAUAAAGCCCAGGGAAUAAGUCAGUUUUCGUGGCCGGGUCGGUUCCAGCAUAUGGUACAGGAUAAGUUCAACUGGUUUCUUGACGGUGCCCAUAAUGAGAUGAGUGUUGUCAAAGCUGCUGAGUGG
Fusarium vanettenii 77-13-4 is the source of this 882-nucleotide messenger RNA. RefSeq lists its product as uncharacterized. The transcript is spliced from 2 exons. Gene Ontology annotation, cellular component: cytoplasm; cytosol; mitochondrion. Gene Ontology annotation, molecular function: tetrahydrofolylpolyglutamate synthase activity; ATP binding. The record is from RefSeq and is a predicted model, not a curated record. Lineage: Eukaryota; Fungi; Ascomycota; Sordariomycetes; Hypocreales; Nectriaceae. The annotation marks the transcript as partial. Gene Ontology annotation, biological process: tetrahydrofolylpolyglutamate biosynthetic process.